Messenger RNA from Pollicipes pollicipes, 1425 nucleotides. RefSeq names its product caprin-1. The transcript has 6 exons. Gene Ontology annotation, cellular component: cytoplasm. The coding region runs from base 43 to 1425 and encodes 460 amino acids. NCBI's taxonomy places the organism in Eukaryota, Metazoa, Arthropoda, Thecostraca, Pollicipedomorpha, Pollicipedidae. Gene Ontology annotation, molecular function: RNA binding. The record is from RefSeq and is a predicted model, not a curated record.
UUCCGUUGCCGUGUGGGGGCGCUGUAGCUGUCUCGUCGAAAGAUGCCUUCUGCGGAGGCGAAGCAGGAAAAUAUGGCGUCCAGCGACAGUGUCGAUCCAUUUCAAAAGGCUAUCACAUAUCUCAAGUUUAAAAUCAAGAACAUGGAUCAGAGGAAGAAAAACCUGGAGACCAUCAAGGAGAAGCUGGACGCGGGCAUGGAGAAGGAGCUGGAGCUGGCGCAGGUGAACGCCGCCUCCAAGCUGCCCGAGGUGUCCAGCAACAUCAGCUUCCUGGAGCAGACGCUGGCGCGGCUGCAGACGCACCAUGACGAGCACGUCAAGUUGGAUCGGGCGCGCAAGCAGCAGGCCAAGCAGGAGCGCUACCAGCUGGACCUGGAGCGGGUCCGACGCAUCCUGGUGAUACAGGACGCGCUGGGGAACGUCGACGACCGGGUGCGUGAGGACCUGCUUGCCGGCCGGCGCGGCGCGCCCCAGCUGACCGAGGCCGACCUCAAGCAGCUGGACACCAUCUUCAAGCUGGUGACGCCCAGCAGGGACGAGGCGGACGUGCCCAUCAAGGACCAGCUGGUGACGGCGGCCGAGCACCUGCUGCGUCUGGCCGACCGCUCGCAGAAGAAGGUGAUCGGCACCACGUACGAGAACCUCACCAAGCUGCUGGAGACCAUCUUCGAGAGCGGCGUGCUGUCGGAGGAGCCGGCGCCGGCCGAGAAUGGCUGCGACGGCGCCGAGCACGGCGCCGAGGAGCCGGCGCCGGCCGAGGAGGCGGCCGCCGAGCCGGAGCCGGCCGAGGCGGCGCCGGAGCCGCAGCAGGAGCAGCCGCCGGCCGAGGAGGAGCAGGAGCCGGCGGCGCUGCUCGUGCCGGGCCCGGCGCCGGGCUCUGCCGGCGACUCGCCGCCCUACCCUCAGGAAGUGCUGCUGGCGCCGGCCGCCAUGCACCCGGCGCCGGCCAUGGUGCCGAUGCCGAUGCCGGUGCCGGUGCCGGUGCCGCAGCAGCCCAGCAUCAACUUCCUGCAGGAGUCUGAGCUGCUGCGCGCCGACCCGUCCGUGCUGGACCCGGCCGUGGUGCGUUUCUCGCCGGCCGCGCCGGCCGACUACCCCGUCGCAGACGUUCACCGGCACCACGCCAUCCCGUCGCAGACGUUCACCAACACCAACUUCGCCGGUCUACCGCCGGCCGCCGCCCUCUCCGAGUACGUGGCGGCCGGCGGCGUGUACGCGGCCGGCGGCGGCGUGGUCGACACCACGCCCAACCCGCCGCCGCCCAUCCCGCUGCCCAACCACGAGCCGGGCGACACCGAGAUCGGCCAGUGGAACGGCGGCGGCGGCGGCAAGAGCUGGGACAACGGCGGCAAGGCGGACACGUGGGAGAACGGCGGCGACAACCACUGGAACGGCACGGACGUCUGCGCUCUGGUACCGUUCUGA